UAUUAGGACAAUAACAUUUAAACAUCUAUUUGAAUUAUUAACAAUAUACAUAUAUUUGCAUCAAUUUAUAUCAAUACUUCACUUGUGAAAGUGCUUGACAAGGAUAGCAUAAAUAUAUUUUGAAACAUGUAUUUUCUUCAAUUGUCAGCGUUUAUCAUUUUGUUGUUCAUGCACAAAUCACAUAGUCUCCCAGAAGGAUUCUGUAACAGGGCUGAAAGUCAACAGAUUUUAAGAAUAUGUACAGAGGACCGGAUGCAAGAUGCAACGACUGCUUAUAUUGAUACUUUUGAGGCUUCUAAAUUUAGAAACACAUCUUGUGAAUGUCACAUCUUACCUUCUAGUCACUACACUAUUUUGGUGUUUAAGAUGAUAAUUAUCACUCAAGGGUCACCAUUGAAAUUUGAAAUAAAGGGAAAAGUUCUUGAUAAAAAAACUAGCGCACAUAUAGUACGUAUCGAGGAAAACACUAAGCUUAAGUUUAUUACUCAAACAACUCGGAAACAAGAGGGAGCUUGUCUCGCCAUCUAUCCAAGAAAACCAAGUCAAGAAGGCACAUUCAGUAUUAAUUGCAAAAAUGUUGUUACAACAACAACAACAACAGGAACGAUGCCAGUAUCAAAUUCAACUAGUCAAAUGACUGAAACCAUGUCUUCUCUGUCAUCAAUAUCUAAAUCCCACACAUUUUCAACAAAAAAACAGAAGUCAACUGCUCAAACAAAAGUCGGUCCUGAAAAUACAACAGACAACGGAAGUAGUGGCAUUAAAGUACCAAUUGUGGCUGCAUGUAUCGCUGCUUUCAUAUGCUCAGCAGGUUUUGUAAUUCUUAUCGUUAUAAUUUGCAGAAGGUUUGUUCUAUAAUUGUUAAUAUGAUUUUUGUUUUGUAUUUGUUAUAUUUAUAUACCAACAUAUGUUGAUGUGUUGCUUGACAAACGAAAUAAAAUUAAAGCCAAUUGGAAAUCAGAGCAAUCAGACUCAUAGUUUAGAUCUAUUUAAGCUAUUUCUUGCAUUCCUCUGCAUUUGUUUUGCCUUUAUUGUGAUUCGGAUUUCCCAAGAAAGCUAUUUUAGCCAUGCAAUCAAAUAGAGAAAAUAAAAAUUUUUAAAGAUAAUAGAUUAUUAUUAUUAUAAUAUACCUGUAUCAAUACAACAAACUAACUAUAGCAUCGUGGAAGGAAAAAAUAUUCAUCAAAGAUAAAAUACAACAUUCCAAAUCUUAAAAUACACUAACAGAAUAUAAAUCUUGUGAUUUGCGAAAAAAAGUUCAAUUACGAACAUACGGUACAGAAUGUCUUGCAGCAUCUGUACAUGUACCACAUUGGUGAUUUAAUCCAGUGUUUUAUAGUAUUGCACAUUGGAUACCUACGGCCGAACCAUUCACAUUGGUCAUAUUAUUUCGCCGAUAUCGAAUCGAUAAGAGGUGUGCCAAAGACAACUUUUCAUUGGUUGCCUCAUAAUUUUUUGAGACGAUUAAAACCAAUCAAAACGCUCGUUCUAUACGACGUUUGAUGAGAAGUUAAUUCUAGAAAAUAUAUAACAACUGUGGUCUCUGCUUGUGGAAUUAUUUUGUUUCGGGAUAGUUUUGCCUUUAAUAUUGGAAGACACGUGAAACAGGUUUACAUCGUGGACACUGCUAUUUUGUUUCUGAUAGUUGUUUGACUUUCAUCUCGGAGAAUAUGAAUUUUGCUAAACACGAUUUCAUUGGUUUAUAUCUUACGUACAUGAUGCUGUUUAUCGACACAAUUUAACAACAAGUGAUAACAUGUUAUAUUACAUGUAAAAUCAGCCGUAGGUAUCCGAAGAUGAUUUGUUGCUGAUUUGUUAUUACAGUUGCACACUUGUUAAUAAUAUAAUUAAAAGUAUAGUUGCAUGUACUAGUAUUUUCUGAUUGAAAUGUUAUUUUCAAUAUUGCGUAGUAGUAAUAUCAAUUGUACACGUGAUGCUUAUGAAAAGGUAACAUGUCAUCUUAAAGAGACUCCACUGAGGUUUAAAAUCCUAUAAACAAAACAUUUGAAUUUCUUACAUAAAUGAGCUGGGGCACUUUAAACAGAAAUAUUUGCAAAGACAGUUAAGAAAUAUACUUUGAAAUAAAUUGAAAAUCGUAUUUCUAUGUUUUUCUAAGCCUAAUUUGAGUGAAAAGCGUUUAAACGCUUUUCAUUUUGGGUCAUUCUUUUACAAUUUGAAUAAUUAUUCUGGAAAAACGAUGUGCGGGAAUGAUCUGAAAUUUUGCACAAAGUUUAUUUGUCUCAACCUACAUAAAAUUGAACAUUUAUCUGGAAAAAUAUUUUCAGUCCCAUCAUGUCAAAAAAACCUCAAUGGAGUUCCUUAAAUAGUAUUAUCAUAACUCACAUUUGGAACGAUUGUUGUAAUGAUGGAUCUAGUGUUUGUAUAUUUAAGGCAUCGGUCUUUUAAAGAAAAAAAACAAUCAAUCAAAUGAAGUCACAAUGUCUGACUUAGACCCUAACACAGGACAAAGUGAGUGUGAUACUAACACUUACGAAAUACCUGACCAAAAUGUUUAUGAAGGUCUAGAUAGGCAAGACAAUGUUUCAUCGAGUGAAAUGUACCAGCAUCUGUAUACAGAAACCAAGAAUCCAGAUUGCGAAAUGGAUCGGUCUGUUAAAGAAAAAAGAAACAAUCAAUCAAAUGAGGUCGCAGUGUCUGUCUUAGAACCUAACACAGAACAAACCGAGUAUGAUACUAACACUUACGAAAUACCUGACCAAAAUGUUUAUGAAGGUCUAGAUAGGCAAGACAAUGCUCUAUCGGAUGAAACGUACCAACAUCUAUAUACAGAAACCCAGAAUCUAGAUUG
This is a messenger RNA of Ruditapes philippinarum (Manila clam), 2809 nucleotides long. RefSeq lists its product as uncharacterized. The record is from RefSeq and is a predicted model, not a curated record. The transcript has 6 exons. NCBI's taxonomy places the organism in Eukaryota, Metazoa, Mollusca, Bivalvia, Venerida, Veneridae. The coding region runs from base 127 to 858 and encodes 243 amino acids.